Molecule: messenger RNA, 1294 nt
Organism: Anguilla anguilla (European eel)
Lineage: Eukaryota; Metazoa; Chordata; Actinopteri; Anguilliformes; Anguillidae
Gene: pdcd10a
Product: programmed cell death 10a
Exons: 8
Coding region: 254-886 (210 amino acids)
Biological process (GO): regulation of Golgi organization; positive regulation of MAP kinase activity
Cellular component (GO): FAR/SIP/STRIPAK complex; Golgi apparatus
Molecular function (GO): protein kinase binding
Source: RefSeq, a predicted model, not a curated record
CCUGUGUGGUGCCAGUUGAUUGGUUUGUGCGCGGAAGACGUUACCCCUGCCUGGUCUCUGUUCAUGCAGAAAACUUCCGUCUUCGGUUAAAAAGGAAAACACGUAACGUACUGAGGAGUUGUUGGUCUUACAUUGAAGACCCGAAGGAGCCGGUAGUGGUUUGCUGGGCUGUUCCUUGGUGCUAAUCUGCUGUGGAUGAAGAGGAUCUUGCCUCUGCGGCACCUUCUCACCGAAAGUGGGCCUUCCAACGAGGAUGACAAUGGAAGAGAUGAAGAAUGAAGCUGAGACAACCUCGAUGGUUUCCAUGACGCUCUACGCUGUUAUGUACCCAGUUUUCAACGAGCUGGAGAGAGUGAACCUGUCAGCAGCACAGACGCUGAGAGCAGCCUUUAUCAAGGCAGAAAAGGAGAACCCAGGCCUAACCCAGGACAUCAUCAUGAAGAUCCUGGAGAAGAAGAACGUGGAGGUGAACUUCACCGAGUCCCUCCUUCGCAUGGCUGCUGACGACGUGGAGGAGUACAUGAUUGACAGACCGGAGCAGGAGUUCCAGGACCUGAACGAGAAGGCACGUGCGCUAAAACAGAUUCUGAGUAAAAUUCCAGACGAGAUCAACGACAGAGUGCGCUUUCUGCAGACCAUCAAAGACAUCGCGAGUGCCAUAAAGGAGCUACUGGACACAGUCAACAACGUGUUUAAGAAAUAUCAGUAUCAGAACCGGAGGGCACUCGAACACCAAAAGAAAGAAUUUGUGAAGUACUCCAAAAGCUUCAGCGACACCCUCAAAACAUACUUCAAAGAUGGAAAGGCAAUAAACGUCUUCAUCAGCGCCAACAGGCUGAUUCACCAAACCAACUUAAUACUGCAGACCUUCAAAACUGUAGCCUAGGAGCUCCUGUUCUUAGAGGUGUGAUUUAUUUUUUUUAAUGUGGGGUAGGAUAACCUUUAUGUAAAAUGUACAUUUUUUUUUUUUUUUUUUUUCUUUUUUGACUGUAUAAUUUAUGAGUCUUGCUUCACGGGGCUUCUAUUCCUUUUGCUUCUAGCUUCUCAAUCAUGAUUUCACCACAAAAAGAUUCCUGCGUCACCUCUUGCUGUCACUAUCAUUCUAUCCGAAAGAAAGCCAAAAGAUUUCUGCGCCUUAAAAUGUCAUGUAACAUCCCUUAUAUGAAGUGUAAAUAUUGGUAUUCUGUUUCAGACAUUCUAACUUGAAGAAUAAGAAAUGCAAGUUAUGUAUUUAAACAGAUAUUUGGUGGCAAAUGUUCAAAUAAAUAGUUUACAUAUGUUGGAAAAUUUUGAA